CAUGGUUUCCCAGGCCGCCAGCUCCAGUGCACCAAUAAUGGCCUUCCCUUGCUCCAUUUCCCCCAUAUAUACCCGCCCUCCCCCAUCGCACUGCUGCACCAAACUCACCCACCUUUUCCCCUCCAAGAGCAGCAGCGAACUCUGAGUUCUACUAGCUCAAGCACAAGCCCGAGCUAGCUGCCUAGAAGAAGCCUCUGUUGAACCAUGGCGGCAUCAGUAGCUUGCGCCUUCUUCUUCGACGCCGAGCCGGCCGGCGAGCCCGGCAAGCACGCGCUGGACGCGUGCGCGCUCUGCGCCAAGCGGCUGGCACGCGACAGCGACGUCUUCAUGUACAGAGGGGACACGCCCUUCUGCAGCGAGGAGUGCCGCCACGAGCAGAUGCACCUCGACGCCGUCUGCGCCAGGCAGGCCGCGCGGAGACUGCAGCGCUUCUCGGCGGAGACGGAGUCCCAGUCCCACCGUGGGCAGCGGCAGUCCCGGAAGGUGUCCAUCGCCGGCUAGCCGCGGAAAGUUUUGUUUGGAUCGACAAGAUAACCAUUGAUGUUGUUUUGAAGAAACGACCGCUGUAUUCUGAAGAAACGACUGCUGUAUUCUGAAGAACCAUCGAUGUUGUUUUGGGAGGCAGUGCAGGGCACGGCAUCCGGUGGUAGGUGCCUGUUGCUUCCCAUAUGUGUCCAUGGCAAGCUAAUUAUGCUGCCCGGGUGCCUGUAGAUUCUUGGUUGAUCUGUGCUGUGCCGGUGAUUUGAUUUGGUUGGAAACAAAAUAGAAAAGGCCAUGGAUCUGAAGGAGGCAAUCAAACAUGAUUCACAAGUUGUUCAACUUCAGUGUAGGCCACCUGUGUGCCCCGUCUCUUAUUUCGUUUCCCUGAAUUAUUGGAUCCUGUUUGGUUUUUGGUCCGACAUGCUAGGUACACUCUGCAACAGCAGUGUCACCGUUAAAAUGGACUUGAUAUAAAUUAGGAUAUGAAUUAUCAUGUUUCCCUGAAUGGUAUGGUUUUACUCUAAAUCUUCUGAGAUUUUUUUAUUAUGCGCAAUUAAAUUGACCAGUUUGAUCCGCC
This is a messenger RNA of Triticum aestivum (bread wheat), 1057 nucleotides long. RefSeq names its product FCS-Like Zinc finger 2. Bases 205 to 501 code for a protein of 98 amino acids. Lineage: Eukaryota; Viridiplantae; Streptophyta; Magnoliopsida; Poales; Poaceae. The transcript has a single exon. The record is from RefSeq and is a predicted model, not a curated record.